GCCGAGCACAGUGUCGUUUCGAGUUGGGGCGAAAGAGCACAUUUUGUGACGACUUGCCUUUCCGGGUGUGCCGAUGUCGCGAAUUUUACUUGAGAGGCGAGGCAUUUAAAAUCAACUGCCCAUACUCCGUACUCGGGUAAGGAAGGUAUGCCGUCCUUAACCGGCCCGAUCCGAGUGCCCUUUCCAUCACACCCGACUUCACUGUGAAGAAUACCAAUAGCCACCCCAAGUUGACAAUCCUGUGACUCAACAACGGCAGGACAGUCUGACAUCUAACACCCCCGGCCAUCCAUUGGAUCUUUUGGGACGAGAGUUGCCCACUUGGAUUAUCAUUUCGGGCUGAAUACCUCAUCAACAUAACCAACAACACCGACAAUUGAACUCCCUGGAUCCAACCAUGAUCAAACACAUCACGGUCGGUGUCCUCGCCCUCCAAGGAGGUGUCGUCGAGCACCUCAACCUUCUCCGCAAAGCCGCGUCUCAACUCCAGUCCUCAUCACCCAAAUCUCAUGAUGGCGUCGAAUUCAUCUUCACCGAAGUCCGCACAACGCCACAACUAGCCCAAUGCGACGCCUUGAUCAUCCCCGGCGGCGAGUCCACCACGAUGGCCAUCGUCGCCCGCCGCCUCGGUCUUCUCGACCCUCUCCGGGAAUUCGUCAAAGUGCAACACAAACCUGUCUGGGGCACCUGUGCAGGGCUGGUCAUGCUGGCCGAGCAGGCCUCCGCCACCAAGCAGGGCGGUCAGGAGCUUGUGGGCGGGCUGGACGUGCGGGUGCUGCGCAACCGGUACGGGACGCAGAUCCAGAGCUUUGUUGCCGGACUCGACUUAGGGUUUCUCGGGGAGGGCGAGCAGCCGUUUCGGGCUGUGUUUAUUCGUGCCCCCGUCGUGGAAGACGUCAUCACUCCAGGUCCUAGUCAGACUGAGGGGCAAGGAAAGGCGCCGGUGGAAGUGUUGGGUGUCUACAAGGGGGAGGGUCAACAUAAUUCGAGUGAGCAGGGGAAGGGGGAUAUCGUUGCCGUCAGGCAAGGGAACGUGUUCGGCACGAGCUUUCACCCAGAGUUGACGGGCGAUGUGAGGAUACAUGUGUGGUGGUUGAAGCAGGUCCUGGAGGUAGUCCGGCAUGGGGAGCUGGUUGUCAAUGGCGCAUGAAUUAGGUUUGAAAUUGCAAGGCGUUCUGGGAAAAGAUAAGAUACGAAUGAUAGAGGUUCACUUGACGUCAGAUCAACAGCAUGCCGAUAGAAUUAGAGAAAGCUACCCGAGUGCUCGGAGCUCUCCUAACAUGAAAGCCAUUCAACCCUUU
This is a messenger RNA of Parathielavia appendiculata, 1301 nucleotides long. Its product is annotated as SNO glutamine amidotransferase. Gene Ontology annotation, molecular function: glutaminase activity. Lineage: Eukaryota; Fungi; Ascomycota; Sordariomycetes; Sordariales; Chaetomiaceae. Gene Ontology annotation, biological process: pyridoxal 5'-phosphate biosynthetic process; pyridoxine metabolic process. The record is from RefSeq and is a predicted model, not a curated record. Bases 398 to 1150 code for a protein of 250 amino acids. The transcript is spliced from 2 exons. Gene Ontology annotation, cellular component: glutaminase complex; cytosol.